AUGGUAUUUAAGGAAAAGAAAGAGAUUUUAUUAAAACUUUCAUCUUUCCUAUGUAAUGAUCUAAUCAGACGUGCUAAUCGUAGUUCAAAUAUCCUUCGUCCUCAUCUUCCUAUUUAUAAGCCACAGCUUACUUCGACGUUUCCAAUUUCCCAUAGAAUCUCCGGGGCUUUCCUAGCCACUAUACUUUUGUUUUUUUAUCUUCUUUGUCUGAAAAUAGGUUUGAUUUGCUUCACCUAUACGAAUUUCUACCAAUUCUUCUUUUAUUCAUCAAAGCUUCUCCUAAUUUCCGUCUCAAUUGCUGCCUUAGCCCUGUCCUAUUAUCUGUAUAAUGGGGUUCGUCAUUUAUUGACGGAUUUUUCGGUAUUUAUCUUUCUAAGAACGGAUUUUUCGGGAUUUAUCUUGAUUUUUCUUAGAAUUGCAAUUUAUUUAAUUUAG
Molecule: messenger RNA, 435 nt
Organism: Gossypium raimondii (Peruvian cotton)
Lineage: Eukaryota; Viridiplantae; Streptophyta; Magnoliopsida; Malvales; Malvaceae
Source: the annotation of a RefSeq genome assembly